This is a messenger RNA of Herpailurus yagouaroundi (jaguarundi), 4700 nucleotides long. RefSeq names its product rabphilin 3A (gene RPH3A). The transcript is spliced from 22 exons. NCBI's taxonomy places the organism in Eukaryota, Metazoa, Chordata, Mammalia, Carnivora, Felidae. Gene Ontology annotation, cellular component: extrinsic component of synaptic vesicle membrane; neuron projection; synapse. Bases 531 to 2639 code for a protein of 702 amino acids. Gene Ontology annotation, biological process: exocytosis; regulation of calcium ion-dependent exocytosis; spontaneous neurotransmitter secretion. The record is from RefSeq and is a predicted model, not a curated record. Gene Ontology annotation, molecular function: small GTPase binding.
GGGGAGCAGCAAAGGGAGUGAAUGACUGUCUGAAUGGGGUUGGAGGAACGUGCGAAUGGGUUCUGCCGGCUGAGCCACCCACCUGCAGAGACAACUAACUUUUCUGGGCGGAGGAGGCAGAGGAGUUGGUGGUCUUCCUGAGCCUUAGGCUUGGCUCGUGAACCCUUUAGGACUCCCCCCGGGGCCACUGCUCCCACAUCUAAGGGCAGAGCGCGCGCGCGCGCGCGCGCAUGUGUGUGUAUGUGUGCGUGGUGUGUGUGUGUGUGGGGGGGGACUUGGUGAUCGAGGGUCACGCGCAGGUGGCUUUGCCGCUGCGGUGGCGGCGGUCGCAGAGGCGACACCGCUGGAGGCAGAGGAGGACGGACAGCCGGCCCACCAUCGCUGCGGGCGGGCACCUCCGCUGAGCUUUCAAAUCAAGUCAUCGGGAGUUAGCAUCUUCCCACCCGGCAGGGAAGGGAGGAGUUGGCAAGAAUUUGGCUCACCCAUUCCCUCUGCAAUCCUCUGGUGUGGUGGAGCACCGAACUUCUGCCAUGACUGACACCGUGUUCAGCAACAGCUCUAGCCGUUGGAUGUGUCCCAGUGACCGACCCCUUCAAUCAGAUGAUAAAGAACAGCUCCAGGCAGGCUGGCCCGUCCAUCCCAGCGGUCCGCCCGACAGACAGAGGAAGCAGGAAGAGCUGACAGAUGAGGAGAAGGAAAUCAUCAACAGGGUGAUCGCUCGAGCCGAGAAAAUGGAAGAGAUGGAGCAGGAGCGAAUUGGGCGCCUGGUGGACCGUCUGGAGAACAUGAGGAAGAACGUGGCUGGGGACGGGGUGAACCGCUGCAUACUGUGUGGAGAACAGCUGGGGAUGUUGGGCUCCACCUGUGUGGUGUGUGAGGACUGUAAAAAGAACGUCUGCACUAAGUGUGGGGUGGAGACCUCCAAUAACCGCCCGCAUUCCGUGUGGCUCUGUAAAAUCUGCAUCGAGCAGAGAGAGGUGUGGAAGCGUUCUGGAGCGUGGUUCUUCAAGGGAUUCCCCAAACAGGUCCUCCCACAGCCUAUACCUAUAAGGAAGACCAAGCCCCAGGAGCCUGUCAGUGAGCCUGCUGUCCCUGAGCAGGUCACUCCUGAGCCCAAGCAUGCCGCCCGGGCUCCAACCCGAGGUGACACGGAAGACCGGAGGGGCCCAGGUCAGAAGACAGGUCCUGACCUGGCCUCUGCCCCCGGGCGAGGAAGCUAUGGGCCCCCUGUGCGCAGGGCCUCUGAGGCACGCAUGAGCUCAUCCAGCCGGGACUCAGAGAGCUGGGACCAUGGCCACGGUGGGGCUGCCGCUGACUCCAGCCGGAGCCCAGCUGGUUUGCGACGAGCAAACUCAGUCCAGGCCUCCAGACCGGCCCCCGCCUCCGUGCAGAGCCCAGCCCCUCCACAGCCCGGGCAGCCAGGGCCUCCAGGAGGCGGCAAAGCCAGCCCUGGGCCAGCAGGACGCUUUCCAGAUCACAGACCAGAGGUGGCUCCUGGUGAGCCCAGCUACGCAGGGGCCACCGCCCCAGCCCGGGAGGACAGAACAGGGGGAGCUGGGGGCUACUCAGCAGCUGGAGCCAGGGAGGACCGAGGGGGCCACCCACCGGGCCCCUAUUCCCAAGCGGCUGCUGCGGCUCCCCAGCCCGCCGUGGCCCCUGCCCGCCAGCCCCCGCCCCUGGAGGACGAGGAGGAAGAAGCCAACAGCUACGAUUCGGACGAAGCAACCACCCUGGGUGCCCUGGAGUUCAGUCUUCUCUACGACCAGGACAACAGCUCCCUGCACUGCACCAUCAUAAAAGCCAAGGGACUGAAGCCCAUGGAUUCCAACGGCUUGGCUGAUCCUUACGUUAAGCUGCAUCUCCUGCCGGGAGCCAGCAAGUCCAACAAGCUUCGUACAAAAACCCUGCGGAACACCCGGAACCCCGUGUGGAAUGAGACACUUGUCUAUCACGGCAUCACAGACGAGGACAUGCAGAGGAAGACGCUCAGGAUCUCUGUCUGUGACGAGGACAAAUUUGGCCAUAACGAGUUUAUCGGUGAGACCAGAUUCUCACUCAAGAAACUGAAGCCUAACCAGAGAAAGAACUUCAACAUCUGCCUGGAGCGGGUGAUCCCGAUGAAGCGUGCUGGAACCACCGGGUCAGCCCGAGGCAUGGCCCUUUAUGAGGAGGAGCAGGUGGAACGAAUUGGUGACAUAGAGGAACGCGGCAAGAUCCUGGUGUCCCUCAUGUACAGCACACAACAGGGAGGCCUCAUCGUGGGCAUCAUACGCUGCGUGCACCUGGCCGCCAUGGAUGCCAAUGGCUACUCAGAUCCAUUUGUCAAGCUCUGGCUGAAACCGGACAUGGGAAAGAAAGCCAAACACAAGACUCAAAUAAAGAAGAAAACCUUGAAUCCUGAAUUUAAUGAGGAGUUCUUCUAUGACAUCAAACAUAGUGACCUGGCGAAGAAGUCCCUGGACAUCUCGGUCUGGGACUACGACAUUGGAAAAUCCAACGAUUACAUUGGAGGCUGCCAGCUGGGGAUCUCAGCCAAGGGAGAGCGCUUAAAACACUGGUACGAGUGUCUGAAAAACAAGGACAAGAAGAUUGAGCGUUGGCACCAGCUACAGAAUGAGAACCACGUGUCGAGCGAUUAGGAUGCCCCCCGCCAGGUCCCCAGCUCCACGCCCCACCCCCAUGCCAGCUCACCCACCCGCCUACCCCAGCUGCCCUUUGCACUCUGGUCCCUCUUCUCUCUGCCUCCUCCGCCCCUCCCCUCCCUGCACCUGCCUUUGAGGUGCCCCCCCCCACCUUGGGCACCACUGCCAAAGACCUUCUCCUCCCUCCCUCUGCGAUGCUGUGGUGCGGGCCCUGAGUGCAGCCCCUCUCUGGUCCCUCUAGGAUGGGGCAGCAGGGAGAGGGAUGGGGCGAUUUUGACAAGGAGGCUGGAAUUUAAUGACCUCUCUGGGUAAACGGCAAAGGUUCCUCGUCAUUUAGAACUGUUUUUAGACCCUCCUAGCCUCGAACACACACACACACACACACACACACACACAACUUGCAUUUCCUGUGUCGUGUCUGCGCAUAUCCUCAGUUGUCAGCAGACCCGGACAAGGCUGUGAGGACCAGCACUGGGGCAGAAACAGAGCAUCCAGGCCAGGCUGCCCCUCCACAGCAUUACCCGUCCCCCGCCGAUGGCCAGGAAAACAGACCACUGGGUUUAAACUCCCCGGUGACGAGGAACACGCCCCCCGGGCUCCAGAUGCAUCAAGAAAUGGGCGCAUGGAACACCCAAUGGGAUCCGGUAGCCUCCUCUUUCAGGAUGCCCCCCCACUUCCUUCCUAGCAAAACCCAACACCCUUUCUCUAGCGCCCCCACCCUGUCCCUCGACCUCUCUUCCCCUCUCCCGGGCCCUACACCCCACCAAACUCUCUCACCUCCUCACGCUCCUCCUUCCCUGUCCAUCUCUCUCCCCUCCUCCUUUCUCUCUCUCCAAGGGCUUCACCCAGCCUCGCCCCUCACCAGCUUGACCCAAACUGGCGCAGCCUGGAAGUCCCAGUUGGGCCGUGCUUCUCAAAACUUCCACUCCUGCCCGCAGGGCCGGGUGUCCUUGGGCUGGGCCAGCUGCUGGCGACGUCCCGGGAGCUGUGUAGACCUCCUGUAGAGGGCUUCCUCAGCCCCUGGGCUCCCCAAGUCGGUGCCAAAGGCAUUUAGAAACCAGAGCUCUGGGGGCAGGGGACCUCUCCAAAGCCCCCAGCCUUCCUCCCCCCUCUGCCGUCAGUUAAAGGAACACACGACUGCGUCCUUAGCACUCGCUGACUCUCUGCAUCUCUGGGAUCCUGUCUCUCACUCAGAAUCACCUUGAAUCUCUCUGUCUGUGGCUCUGUCUCAGUCUCUGUGUCUCUUGCCCUUUCUUCACCAAGUUUGUCAGGGGAAGAAAACACCAUCAUGAAUGGAAAGCUUUCGAGAGUGACAGAUCCUGAUGCCAAAGGCCAUUGUCCCAUCAUGAAUCGGUCGGUCUCCCCCCCCCCCAAAAAAAAAAUAAUAAUAAUGGAAAGGAGGAAAAAAGCAAUGAGAAUGAACGCUAUAAAUUUGAGGCUGGGGCCAGGCAGUCUUUCUUGCCCCACGAGAAAGGCUUGUGCUUCCCCCCCCCCCCGUUUCCCUUGUCUACCCCUGUGGAAAUCACCUCCUUCGGUCUCACCGCCCACCAUCAUCUAUAGACAUCACCAGAUAGACACUAACGCCCUCCCUUUCUCCAGACGCACCUUUGAACCUCUCCAUUCAAUGCCUCCACCCCCAGCUCCCUGCACAAACUCAUCGGAAGACUCUGGUUUCUCGCCUCGAAUAACCAUUUUCUAAACAUCGAGAUGGCUCUUCCCCUUCCCCAAGAUGGCCGACAGCUUCCUCGCUGCCAUCGUGCCCCCUGACCCUGUCUCUCUGUCAGUCCCCGUGGCACCCACUCUCAGCCCACCUCCUUCCCACGGUCGCCCUUAGGAGAAAGCAUGCUGGCUGUGUUGCUCAAGCCCGACGCUGGUGUGGGCGCUGGAAUCGGCAUGCAGCGAGCUCAUGGUGUCCCCGGUCUGGGUGCACGCUGUCCCCGACAAAUGUAACCACUUCCCUGCCUAGAAUCCACACACGCCCUCCAGUGCAUGCAGAACCUCCCACUGCCUUUCUUAGUGAUGAUGUAGCCAAAAAAUAAAGUAGGAAUACCCAGGAAA